Olea europaea var. sylvestris is the source of this 1196-nucleotide messenger RNA. RefSeq lists its product as uncharacterized. The transcript is spliced from 3 exons. NCBI's taxonomy places the organism in Eukaryota, Viridiplantae, Streptophyta, Magnoliopsida, Lamiales, Oleaceae. The coding region runs from base 42 to 890 and encodes 282 amino acids. Gene Ontology annotation, molecular function: protein binding. The record is from RefSeq and is a predicted model, not a curated record.
CGUAAAUCCUGUCUUACUGAACUGGAGUUUGCUAGAGGAAAAUGAAAGCCGUGAUUUGCCGAACCGGAUCCGGAUCAGUUCCGGUCCAGACCGGAUUUAUGUCCAGUUUAUCUCGGAUCCCUGUUUCUUUAUCUGUCCAAGAUUUCUCCUCCGGUUUGCACUCCCUGGAGAGUAAUGGUGGUGUCUCGUCUCCGAGAAUAUCCCUACAUAUGGACGUGGGCUGCCGCGGAAUUCGCCGGUGCUCUUCGGAAUCUGAUGUCAUCGGAUCGGAAGUGAAAUGUUUGAACAAGCUCCAAUCAAGAUCGUUUCCGGCGAGGAUACCAGAGGAGGAGAGCGACGAUUCUGUUUUGCUGAAAGGGAUUCCAUUGUCGACUUUAGAGCAGGAGGGUCAGUGGGGAUACGUCGGAAACUGGACUGAAAGUGGGAUUUCAUCAGAGGAAUUGGGGUUUUCCGGUGGAGGGAUCAAUAAGAACAGAAAUUCUGGUGGCGGCAGUAGUGGAGGGAAAGGAGACAGCGGAGAUCGGAGCAAGAUCGGAGCUUAUUAUCAAGAAAUGCUCAAGACAAAUCCCACAGACUGUUUGCUGCUUAGAAACUACGGCAAAUACUUGCACGAGGUGGAGAGAGAUGCAGUGAAAGCAGAAGAGUAUUACGGAAGAGCAAUUUUGGCAGGUCCAAGUCCUGGAGACGGAGAAAUCUUCUCGCUAUACGGGAAGUUAAUAUGGGAGACAAAGAGAGAUAAAAACAGAGCCAAAUCCUACUUCGAUCAAUCGCUUUAUGCCUCUCCAGACGAUUGUACGGUGUUGGGAUCGUAUGCCCACUUUAUGUGGGAAGCUGACGAAGAGGGAGAAGAAGAAGAAAUGCCGAUCGCAGCAAUGGCGGAAGCUUACUAACUUCAUUUCCGGGUGAAAGCUUGAAAACUAUAUGAAGCAGAGUUAACAAAUAACAACAAUUUCAAGUGGAGAAACAGCUUUCUACAUGUACAGUGCAGUCCUUGUAUUUUAGUGAAAUCUAAUCGAGGUUCUUAAGUUUGAUUACCGUUUGUUUUAUGUUUUAGUGAAUAAAAAUGUUGAACAAAUGUUGUAACCUAUAACGAAAGAAAUAAUGACAUGCGAGAUUAUAGAUACAAAGUCACUGUUUGGUUUAUUUAAAAAAGUUCCAUGAAAAUUUUAGUUAAUGUCAACAAUAUAUUUUAAUAA